Molecule: messenger RNA, 2331 nt
Organism: Fusarium sp. VM40
Lineage: Eukaryota; Fungi; Ascomycota; Sordariomycetes; Hypocreales; Nectriaceae
Source: the annotation of a GenBank genome assembly
AUGGCGUCAGAGCCAUACAGCGAGCCUCGCAAGACAAGAAGAACCGCAAAUGCCUGCAUCGCCUGUAGGCAGAGCAAGAUCAAAUGCUCCGGCGAUGAUCCAUGUCAGAACUGCACUCGUCGGUCCGUGGAGUGUCACUUUAGGGAAGGGGUCACAAAGGUCAUGGUUUCUGAAAGAUAUCUACAGGAUCUUCAGAAGCAGGUUGAGCAGCAGCGACACCAGUCAUCGCCGUCAAACAGCAUCUUUGAACCGGUGACACAAACUGUAAAUACCCCUCUCUCAAACCGCUCCCCGGCCUUGGCCCAGAUCUCGUCCGCGCCUCCGCCAUACCGGCCAUCCCUUGAUGCGGCUUCACUUCGUUCUCAGGCCUCUCAGCCGUCGUAUUGUCCUACGCCAAUAUCCCAGUCACAGCUACGAGCGUCUUUCUCUCCAAGACCUAAACGCAACAGCGAUGUUGCGUUCGGCUCUGAAACCGACAACGGUGAAUGUGGAAUCGAUAACAGUCUUGCCUAUCCCGCGCUCACAGCGGACACACCUACACAAUCUGAUUCUGUCAACAAACUACCAUCCUCAUCUAAUCACCAACCGGCAGGGUCGCCGUUAAGCAUCUGGCCCAGCGCCUUUACAAUACCAUCUCAGAUAAUCAAAAACACCCGCAAGAACAGACGUACCUGGAUAUGGCUGGCUCCUUGGUCGACAUGGUCUUUUACUCUACGCCUGAUGCUUAUGCUGGACAGUAAAUUACAACCUGGUGUAGAAACGAUACCACCGCAGUUGGUUGAAGACGAUGUGUAUACCAUGUCAUGGGACAGCCGGCCACCAAAUGAAAAGCCCGACGUCGGUAACUUACCCUCUCUCGACUACGCCAUCUAUCUCUUCCACACUUUCAAAUUCCACCUGGGCCAGACGUAUCACUUAUUUGACGAGGUCGAGUUCGUGAACCAGAUCCGUGAUUUCUAUUCUGAUGCGCAACGGAAGGCAGAGGAGAACCGCCUCUGGUAUGUCAAGUUUCUCUUGAUUCUGGCAUUUGGCACAGCCCUUCAUCUGUCUCAGCCAAUGCCGUCUGGUCAGCCCCCUGGAUCAAAGUUCUUUGUGCGCGCAAUGGGUCUGAUGCCAGACCACACAGCUCUGUGGAAGGAUAGUUUGUUUGCCAUUGAGGUUCUCGCAAUGGUUGGCUUGUAUUUGUACUCUAUUGAUCAGAGAGAGUCGGCCCAUGUAUACCUUGGUCAGGCUAUUCGAAUUGCCCAAUUGGAGGGUCUCCAUACGCAGUUACCUGAUAGCGAACUUGGUAGUGAAACAGUUACUUCUUGUCGCGAUUUAUGGUGGACGUUAUAUAUCAUGGACCGGCACUUUUCAUCUUCUCUUGGAUUGCCCAUGUCGGUACAGGAUAGUGACAUAACCACUCCAGUCAACCCACCAAACGUUGGAUCCCAAGGGGACAGUCUUCGCAGUCUCCAGGUCAAUCUCUCUCACUUACUAUCAGUAAUUCUAACUACACUUUACAAGCCGGAAAAAACACCACUUGGGCAGUUCCUUGAACAAACCAAAGCUAUACUUCGCACUCUAGCACAUCACGCACAGGAAAUUGAACGUAUCAUCUCUCUCAAAUUCAAGAAUAACACAGUAGAUACCAUGCCUAGAGGUACGAAAUACAUCAUGCUUCUCUAUCAUCAGUGCGUGAUAGUUGCUACACGUCCUUUGUUACUAUCAGUCCUCAAAGAGCGUCUCGAUAUUCUAGGCCAUCCAGGUAAUGAAAACUCAGAAGCCUUUCUCGAGCAAACAGCAACGGUGAUCUCAACUGGCAUCAAAUCGGCGGUCAAAACACUACAGAUUCUCACCAGCGAGUACAGUUUCCUUGAGGUCUUUCUUCCGUAUGACCUUGAAUUUACUUUCGCAGCCGCGCUGCACCUGAACAUGGCCACGGCAUUAUUCCCCGGUGUCGCAGAUGACGAAGGUUGCCAACUGCUCGUGCAUCAGCUCCUAGACAGUAUGAUCGCAAGAGGAAACCGACUGGCCAGAGUAAGAAAGCAGGAACUUGUCUAUCUCGAAGCGCAAUGCCAGGAACUCGUCGCACAGGUUCAGCAACAGGGUCUACAGACCCUGUCACUAGUAGUCACGGACGAAGACGAGGAGCAGCAACAGCGCCUUCUUGCAACAGCGUCCAUGGGCAUGGAGUCUGAUGCGUUGCCUAUGUAUUGUGUUCAGAAUCCUGUAACGAGCGAUAUGGAGUUUCUGGAUAAUAUUGGGAUCUCGUCAGAGGACUUCAUGUCGAUUGUCAACCAGAUAGGAGAUCCCGAUAUUAUGCCGGAGAAUAUGUUGACGUUGGAGUGA